GCACAGGAUUUUAGUUGUAUGUCCCUGUUGGAAUCAGGACUGACAGAGCCCUAGUACUGAUCCCCCUCUGGGUGUGAGGCUGCGGGAGUUGCACAUAGAAAUCCUGUAUAAAGAGGGAGAAGCAGAAGGAAAAUGGUUCCUCUGUACCGGAGCCUCAUGCUCUUUAUUCUGCUGAAAUGUAUGUUUCCAGAAAUGAGUCCUUUAAUCAGAUGGGCCAGUGGUUCCUCAAUUCCUAUGGACAGUGUAUGUGGGCCCACAAAAGUCAUAAGGGCCGAGGAAGGAGCACAUGUGUUUCUACCAGUGCCCGAGUCGAGGACGGGACCUUUUACUUGGCGGUUUGAUACCGGAAACUUCUUUCUAAAAUUUGCUAGAACAGAAGCUGGCGGAAAGGUACAGGAGAUAGAUGACAGAUUCAUGGAGGGAGUCAGUUCCGCGGGAUUCAAAGGCAGAGUGAGCAGCACAGAGGAUGGUUCUUUAAUCAUUGCCAAUGUAUCCACCAAUGACCCACAAAUCUACUUUGAAUUUGCAGACGGAAGGGGCUGUGUCCAAGAGUAUCGUCUCCUAAUCUACAAAUCAUUAAAAGCUGAAGAUAUCCUGAUCCGCUGCAAUGCCAAUGUCACUGGGAUGGAACCGCGUAACAUUACCCUGACCUGUGCCGUGGCCCAACCACACGUGAAUGUCUCUUGGGAUGUAACAAAUCGGACUGGCGCCGAGGCGGAAGGACACACUCUUCACAUCUAUAAUGUAGAUACAAAUGAUACUUACAGUUGUACAGCACAAGAUUCCAUCAGCAGGGCCUCCAGAACCAUAAAUCCUUGGGAUCUCUGUCACCAAGGAUUUGGGAAAGAGAGUCUUCCAACGGUUCCAGCCCCGAAUCAGAAUGUGAAUGAGGAGAAGCAGACAUGCCAUAUCCAUAUCCAUAGUAUCCCACAGCCAGAUCCGGAAACAGAUUAAAACAUCUUUGGAAGGGAGAAAGGGAUAAAAGAGAGAGAAUUCUGCUUAGUUCUCUUCAUGUAUGAAAGGACUCUCAGCCGCACACAACUGAUUACUGACAUUACUAUUCCUGAUUUACUAAUAAUUGUAUAAUACAUUCUGCAGUGUUUCUGAUUUCA
Molecule: messenger RNA, 1112 nt
Organism: Xenopus tropicalis (tropical clawed frog)
Lineage: Eukaryota; Metazoa; Chordata; Amphibia; Anura; Pipidae
Exons: 6
Coding region: 133-954 (273 amino acids)
Cellular component (GO): membrane
Source: RefSeq, a predicted model, not a curated record